Messenger RNA from Tarenaya hassleriana, 780 nucleotides. RefSeq lists its product as uncharacterized. Lineage: Eukaryota; Viridiplantae; Streptophyta; Magnoliopsida; Brassicales; Cleomaceae. The record is from RefSeq and is a predicted model, not a curated record. The transcript is spliced from 3 exons. Bases 37 to 780 code for a protein of 247 amino acids.
CACAAACUCAAACAAAAAUGGUUUUCUGAACCCUAUAUGGAUCCUCCUUAUUGGGUCGAAAAAGAUCAUUGGGAUCGAAUGGUGGAGCAUUGGGCUUCUCCAGCUGCCAAAGAAAAAAGUCAGCGAGCGUCUCAGAGUCGAAAAGCUGAAAUGGUUCCUAAUGCCGGAGGGCAUGUGCAUACAUCGGGAGCUAAGCCUUUCAGUCGUGUUAUGCAUGAAAUGGCUAAAAAAAGUGAAGCGCCAACGUUCGUAGAUCUGUUGAGAGCAACACAUACACGAAAAGAUGGUGUGAUGGUUGACGGAAAAGCCCAACAAAUCGCGGAACAAAUUCAGCAUGAGAUUAUUGCGUCGCAAACAACACAAGGCGAAACUUCUGCAUCGGAACCGAAUUUGCCGAAGGAGAAAAUUGAUGAGAUAUAUCUUCAGGUUGUUCCACCGAACAAAUUUGGACGGAUAUACGGUCUCGGUUCAAUGCAAACCGAUAUCACAUAUCAUUCUGGUGAAGAUGCUCCUUCAACUGCUCAGGAAACGCUUUCACUCGCACGACGAGUGCGACAAUUAGAGGAGCAGCAAGCUGAACUUCUUCGGCAACAAGCGGAAUUCUUGCGUCGACAAGAAGAAGAUCGAAAACUCAUUGAAGAACUACGAGUGCAAGCAGAAUUUUUCAAUGAGUUCCAAACGCGAGGAUUUCCGAGUUUCGGAAGCGGAGGACAAGGAAGCGGUGGCGGUGGCGGUGGCGACGGCGAUGAAGCCAAUUACGACGGGGAAAAUCAAAAUUAA